Messenger RNA from Mytilinidion resinicola, 2643 nucleotides. Its product is annotated as TPR repeat protein. Gene Ontology annotation, biological process: nucleoside metabolic process. Gene Ontology annotation, molecular function: catalytic activity; ADP binding. The transcript is spliced from 3 exons. The coding region runs from base 99 to 2465 and encodes 788 amino acids. Lineage: Eukaryota; Fungi; Ascomycota; Dothideomycetes; Mytilinidiales; Mytilinidiaceae. The record is from RefSeq and is a predicted model, not a curated record.
GAAGAGCCAGUGCUUCCCGACCAUCACCUUCAUCCCAAACUCCGCACGAGACUCUCCGCUACCCCUCUGCUCAUCACCUCCUAUCGUGACAACUCCAAAUGCCCCGGCCACCCCGCGAGGAAUACACGGUAGGAUGGGUGUGCGCGCUCCCAGCCGAGCUGGCGGCGGCGCAGGAGAUGCUGGACGAAGAGCAUGAAGAUAUUGAGCGCGACGUCAACGACAACGACGAGAAUCUAUACUCUUUGGGAUCAAUUGCGGGACACAAUAUCGCGAUUGUAUGUCUACCGGCGGGACGCAUUGGCAACAACCCUGCGGCAGUCGUGGCGACGCAGAUGAAGACGACGUUCAAGGGAAUCCGAUUUGGGCUAAUGGUCGGCAUCGGCGGAGGAGUGCCCAGCGCAGCGGUGGACAUUCGACUCGGGGACGUGGUGGUCAGCCAGCCAGACAAGACCUUCGGCGGAGUGGUCCAGUACGACUCUGGCAAGGCGACGCCAAGCGGGUUUAAGAGGACAGGAUCGCUCAACGCCCCUCCGCAGAUACUGCUCAGCGCGGUUGCAAAGGUGCAAGCGAACAAACUCCGAAACAGAAGCAAGGUAUCUGAGUACCUGCAAAGAUUCAGCCAUAUGCCCGACUUUCAGCACGAGGCGGCUGGGCCUGACAUCCUGUUCAAGGGAGACUACGACCACAAGGAAGGGCAAACCUGCGAUGAGUGCAGUACAGACAGGCAAGAAGGUCGGCAGCCUCGCAAUAGUCAAGGGGUGAUAGUUCACUACGGGACGAUCGCGUCAGGAAAUCAGGUCAUGAAAAAUGCGGCGGAAAGAGACAGGGUCAGCGCGGAGCUCGGCGGCGUGCUCUGCUUCGAGAUGGAGGCGGCAGGUCUGAUGAACAACUUCCCGUGCCUGGUCAUCCGCGGCAUCUGCGACUACGCAGACUCGCACAAGAACAAGAGGUGGCAAUUGUACUCGGCGGGGAUCGCGGCGGCGUAUGCGAAGGAAGUGCUGUUGGUGAUCCCGCCAGCCGAUGUAGCAAAGACUCGCACGGCCGAAGAGGCCAUUCAGAGCGCAAGUAAAAGGGUGAUCCACUCUAUUCCAUUCCUUCUAAACCGGUCCUUUGUCGGGAGGAAGGCUGAACUUGAUAUGCUAAAGCAGAGGCUUAUAGUAGACAGAGCGUGCUACAAGAUGUCAAUUGUUGGGCUCGGGGGGACGGGCAAGACGCAGGUUGCGCUGCAGUUUGCGUACAUGGUGAAGGAGAGCUGGCCCGAGUUCUCCAUCUUCUGGGUGCCUGCACUAAGUAUGGAGAGCUUCGAGCAGGCGUGCGCAGAAGCUGCAAGACUGUUGGGCAUCCCUCAGGCGGCUAAUGGCGAGGAUGAUAUAAAAGAGCAGUUCAAACGGCAUCUAAGCACGGCGUGGGCAGGGAGGUGGCUAUUAGUAGUCGACAACGCCGACGAUACAGACAUCCUCUUUGGGACAGGACAGGCGAAGGGCGUUAUUAACUACCUGCCACAGAGCGAGGAGGGUGUGGUUUUGUUCACCACACGCACACUAGAGGUAGCAGUCUCGCUAACACGCGGCGAUGUGCUAAAGAUCGGGCCGAUGAAUCAACAAGACGCGGGCGACUUCCUAGGGAAGUCGCUAAUUAGGAAGGACCUCCUCCGCAACAGCGCAAGUAGGGACACACUGCUCGAUGAGCUGACAUGUCUACCUCUAGCGAUCGCACAGGCAGCCGCCUACCUAAACAAAACCAGCAUGUCUAUUACCAAGUACUUGCACCUGCUCCGGAGCACGGAGCAGGACCUCAUCGAUCUCAUGAGCAGGGAGUUCCGCGACGAUACGCGAUAUAACAGCUCGGCGAACGCAGUGGCCACAACGUGGGUGGUAUCAUUUAACCACAUCCGCGCACGCGAUGCGGUCGCGGUAGGCCUUCUGCUGUUUAUAUCUUGCAUUGAGUGGAAAGCUAUUCCACACUCUAUCCUACCAAGCGUACAAUCGGAAGUGCAGAUGGAGGAGGCGAUCGGCACGCUCUGUGGGUACUCCUUCCUAGUACGACAGAGGGACGAAGAGGAGUAUGAUGUCCACCGACUGGUGCACCUAGCGACUCGAAUCUGGGUCAGGCAGUACGGCGACACGAGAGGGGUGGCUGAGAAAGCCAUUAGGAAUGUAGCCGGCGUUUUCCCAUCAAACGACUAUGCAAAUCGGGCAGUAUGGAGGGCCUAUCUACCGCAUGCGCUACGGCUACUCGAGGAUAAGCAAGGCUGCGAGGUUGAUGAGAGGUCCAAGUUGUGUCUCUUAGUGGGACAAUGUCUGCGGGUAGACGGCAGGAUCCAAGAAGCAGUAAGGUGGCUUAAGGAGUCCUGCGAGCAAAGGCAAAGACUUAACAAAGGUAAUUCGGAUCGGCUGUUAUCGCAGCACACCCUCGCUAUAGCAUACCAACGAACGGACAGAUUAAGAAGGCAAUCAAGCUGCUAGAGCAUGUGGUUCAAGUGAAACAGAGGGCCUACAGAUUCAAUCAUCCUUCCCGACUCGUAUCUGAGAGGGUCCUAGGGUCUUGGCAGGCAGCAUUAUAGCUAUAUGCUGACUAGUAAUACUUGACAGUGCCGAGAGGAAUUUGCUAUUAGAUCUCGCCACCACAUACAGGGAGGGCGGC